Messenger RNA from Oncorhynchus kisutch (coho salmon), 3826 nucleotides. RefSeq names its product protein phosphatase 2, regulatory subunit B', alpha isoform (gene ppp2r5a). Gene Ontology annotation, biological process: protein dephosphorylation; signal transduction. Gene Ontology annotation, cellular component: protein phosphatase type 2A complex; cytosol; nucleus. The transcript has 13 exons. Gene Ontology annotation, molecular function: protein phosphatase activator activity. The record is from RefSeq and is a predicted model, not a curated record. Bases 1058 to 2602 code for a protein of 514 amino acids. Lineage: Eukaryota; Metazoa; Chordata; Actinopteri; Salmoniformes; Salmonidae.
AGUUGUCUGUCAAAGACGUAAACUUUUGUCACAAAAUGCAACCCGACAACGAUGUACUCAUAAAGCUGUUAAUGGUUGCACGGAGUUUGCAGUGUGGCGGCUUUUUACAUGGAAUUGUGUAAUCUAAUAAAUCGAAAAAGUUAUUAUUGACGUCCGAGCACAAGUAAAAAGUGAUUAUCGGUGUGUUCAGUGCAACUCGAUAUUUCCGACUAAAUGGACACGGGAAAGUACUGAACAUGACUCCAUUGGCGCCGUGGUUCUUCCGAUAUACGAACGUUGCUGAGUAGUUCGAGGUUGCCAGACUUCAUUCGUCCAGACUGUUUUUCAUUUUGACAAAGCCAGUUGCUGCUAGAAGACACGGAAUACAAUAUUUAUUUUUCUCGUGGGAAAUAGUAUGAAUUUCAUCAUGACAGUUCGCUUUAAAUUGUAAAUGUUCAUAUUAUCUAGGUAACGGUACGUUUUAACGAAGCAGCUAGCUAACGUUAGCCAAGCAGCCAGCUGGCUAGCAUUAGCAUUUUUUGUCUGUCAUUUAAAAAGCUAGCACUGACAGCUAGUCUUAUGCUAGUUAGCAUAGGUGUUCUCUCUGAAGUAGCUAACGUUAGCCGGUUAGCUAUACAAAUGACAAUUAUAGCAACAGGUUGCUAUAUUGCAGAAAUUACCAUUUUUAAAUAUACCCAGCAAUUUAGUUAAGCAGUGUUUCUGCUGUCAGUCUAUUAGCUAACGUUUACCUAGAUACGUUUUCUCAAAUCUGUCAUGAGUUGGCUGGCUUGUUGAAACGCGUAGCGUUAGCUAACGCUAGCUAGUUUUCUAAACAGCUCGCUGGACUCAACAAGCGGGACGAAAAUGCGGGCUUUACAUGGAAACUGAUUAACUAGCAAGCUUCAGUGGAUCAAACAAGCAGAAGGUGUUUUUCAAAGUUUGCUGCCUACGCCAUUUCAAGUUGCAGAAGAUUUUGAUGCUUCUGAACUGGGAGACAUAGACCACUUGUGGGAAACCCUAAAUCUAUCGUUGGUGCACAUGUCCAAAAAUAAUUUUACGAUACAGUUGAUGCUUCAAAAUGUCGGCUAUCUCUGCGUCUGAGAAAGUGGACGGGUUCACGCGAAAAUCAAUGAGGAAGGCCCAGAAACAGAAGAAAUCUCAAGGGUCGUCCCAGUUCCGAACUCAAACUUUUACCGAGCUUUCACCCUUGCCGCAGCUCAAAGAUGCACCCUCCACAGAGCAGCAGGAGCUGUUCACCCAGAAGCUCCAGCAGUGCUGCAUGCUGUUUGACUUCAUGGACUCUGUCACCGACCUGAAGAGCAAGGAGAUCAAGCGGGCCACGCUCAACGAGCUGGUGGACUACGUCUCCACCAACAGGGGCGUCCUGGUUGAGGCAGCCUAUCCGGAGAUCUCAAAUAUGAUCUGCACCAACAUAUUCCGGACUCUUCCGCCGAGUGAGAACCCUGAUUUUGACCCAGAGGAGGACGAGCCUACUCUCGAGGCCUCAUGGCCACACAUACAGCUUGUCUACGAGUUCCUCCUGCGAUUCUUGGAGAACCCAGACUUUCAGCCCAGCAUCGCCAAGCGCUACAUUGAUCAGAAGUUUGUGCUGCAGCUCCUGGAACUGUUUGACAGCGAGGACCCCCGGGAGAGGGACUUCCUGAAGACUGUCCUGCAUCGGAUCUACGGGAAGUUCCUGGGGUUGCGGGCUUUCAUCAGGAAGCAGAUCAACAACAUCUUCUUGCGGUUCAUCUACGAGACUGAUCACUUCAACGGAGUGGCCGAACUCCUGGAGAUACUGGGGAGCAUCAUCAAUGGCUUUGCACUGCCAUUGAAGGCGGAACACAAGCAGUUCCUGAUGAAGGUGCUCAUCCCCAUGCAUACCGCCAAAGGACUGGCCCUGUUCCACGCACAGCUGGCCUACUGUGUUGUCCAGUUCCUGGAGAAGGACCCCACCCUCACAGAGCCGGUGAUUCGGGGGCUGUUGAAGUUUUGGCCCAAAACCUGUAGCCAGAAGGAGGUGAUGUACCUGGGGGAAAUGGAGGAGAUCCUGGAUGUCAUUGAGCCCACCCAGUUCAAGAAGAUCCAAGAGCCCCUGUUCAAGCAGAUCUCCAGAUGUGUGGCCAACCCCCACUUCCAGGUAGCGGAGAGAGCCCUCUACUUCUGGAACAACGAGUACAUCCUGAGCCUGAUUGAGGAGAACAUCGACAAGAUUCUGCCUAUCAUGUUUGGUAGCCUGUACAGAAUCUCCAAAGAACACUGGAACCCGACGAUUGUAGCUCUGGUCUACAAUGUGCUGAAGACCCUGAUGGAGAUGAACAGCACACUAUUUGACGAGCUGACAGCCUCUUACAAAUCAGACAGACAGCGGGAGAAGAAGAAGGAGCAGGAGAGGGAAGAGCUGUGGAAGAAGCUGGAUGAGCUGAAGUUGAGCGACGCAGCGGCUCUGGUGCAGAACAACAGCCACGGGCUCCAGAACGCUGCCCAGAACAACAACAGCAACAACAACAAUCACCAAGAAAACCAGGAGAAGGGCACCGCUGUCAUUGCAACAGACCAUGAAGACCCUGUCGUUGCCAUAGAUACCGCAGAGAAUGUCAAGGGCGUAAAGACUGCCAAAUGACACAGGACUCCAUUUUGUACUCUGUAACGGUUUCCAGGCCGUCUGAGAACUGUCAGGGAGGGGCUUGGGGGUGAUGGGGAGGAGGGGCUUGGGGGUGACGCGGAGGAGGGGCUUGGGGGUGACAGGGAGGAGGGGCUUGAGAAACUAGCCACACAAAAAAAAAAAGAGAUAAACCUCAUCAGUAUGUUAAAUCUAUAUACAGUAAAACUACUUCAAAUGCCAGAAAUUCUCCUUUGGCAGGAAACGUAUAUUUCAACUUAAGACUAUUUUGGGAUGUUAGUGUGACCACAGUAUAUUGGUAAACUUUUUUUGUCUGAUCAAAGAAUUUAUCCUUUCACAUUUAGUUUCUUAACUGAGAAAGGUUUUUUUUUUUUUGGGGGGGGGGGGGGUGAUAUUCAAUGUAUGAAAAUAUAGGAGGGGGAGAAAAUGACUUGAAAAUAACCUUUCUGAUUGUGCUGCACUUCGAGAAGCUAAAUGGCUAUUUUAAAAUGUCUAUUUUGUAUGUGCUUUCAUCACUGCUGCCAACAUAGGGGUGCAAACUGUAAGGAAGAGGGGGUCGGGAGUGAGCUUUGGAGGGUGGGUGGGUGGGGGGCUAUGGAGAGAGGACUGUGUUAAUAGUCUCUACAUAGGAGACCUGAGUGAAUGUCACUAUCAUGAGGUCUUGUGUUUUCGGGUGUUUGGUAUAUGUAUCUGAAUACAUGAAGCUUAAUGUUAUAGCCGUUAUUAUAGCACAUUCAAGAACUGCAGCCAUACAACCUAUUUACAGUAAGUAUUUGAAAUGAGUUUAGUUUAGAGAAACGAACGAUGAAACGGGCACAGAUUUAAGUAAGUAUAACAUAUUUUUCCAGUCUGAAUAGAGAAUUGAUUAAUAGAUAAUGCCGAUGUAGAAAAAGGUAAUGAAAUGAGCCAUAUAUUUUUUUCCAGAGUAUUGUUAAAGGCAGAGAUGUGGGUUUUUGAAGCCAGAUGGUGGCAGAUUGCCGAUAGUCUGGUUUCUGCAGAUUUAAACGUGGCUGGAUGAAGUGUGUGCGUAUGUGGGUCAGGGGUGUUUGCUUUAACGUGUCUGUUCUCUAUUGUAGGUCCAGUCUUUUCUGAUGCCUUUUCUGUCAGAGUGUACCAUUCCAAUCUCUGUGACAUGCAACUGUGUGGGGAACCUGUUUUGUAAUAACUGACCUUAUCUAGGUUUUAAAUAAAAAAUAAAGUCUACCAUAUGUUUCUACUCUAAAA